GAAAGAAACAGGGGAAAGGGAGGAGAGAGAAAUAGGCGCGGCGCAGCGCGGGAGAGAGAGAAAUAAGGGGAACCCUGAUUCCUUUCCACGGGUCACAGGUGUAGCAGAUGCGCAGUCCUGCACAGCGCGCGCGUCCUGUGUUUCCAGGCCUUUGAAUCCGUGCGUUGAACGCAAAAAUCAACAAAACCACAAUCUCAGAAGCCAUUAUCGAUUCAAGACCUAAUUCCAUCGAAACCCAUAUUCGGAAUCGCUCUCGAAACCCCGUUUCUAGGGUUUUGAGAGAUCAUCUUCAUCAAUGGAGUGUAAUAAGGAUGAGGCGGAGAAAGCCCUGGGGUUGGCAGAGCAGAGACUGAAAGCCAUGGACCCAAACGGAGCAAAGCGCUUCGCACGUAGGGCACAGAAGAUUUACCCUCUUUUGGAAGGCAUAGACCACGUUGUCACUGUUGCUGAUGUUCAAAUCGCUGCAGAGAAGAGGAUCAAUGGAUUAAUGGACUGGUAUGCUAUUCUUCAACUUGAAUCUGAUUGUGAUGGUGUUUACUUGAGGAAACAGUAUAGAAAACUAGCCCUAAUGUUACACCCUGAUAAGAACAAUUGUGCUGGUGCUGAAGCUGCUUUUAAGCUUGUUGUUGAGGCUUGGAAUGUCCUCUCGGAUCCAUCAAGAAAAGGUCCUUAUGAUGCAAAAACAAGAUUUCAGACUAGAACUGAUACCCAUUUUUUGAGGAAAAGAGCCAGACAAACCCAGGAAACAAACCCUACUAGAAGGCCCCAGAGAAAAUCGGCCCGGAAAAAUUCAGCUGAAAGUGCUGAAUCCAUUUUUUCCAGCAGAACUGGAAAUUGGUUUUUCCCAAAGAGUUCUAGUUGCGAAGCGCCAGUUGAACAUGCUGAAAUUAAUGGUUCAAGGGAUCCUGGAAAUGGGUUUUUCUCAAAGAUUUAUACUUCGCAUACUUCUAAGAAAUCUUCAUCUUGUUUCUGGACUAAGUGCCCAUUCUGUCUUUACAUGUAUCAGUAUCAGAGAGAAUAUGAGAAUCUUAAUCUUAAAUGCCAGAAUUGUCGAAGGGGUUUUUAUGCAAGGGAAAUUCCAAGGGAGGGUCUUCGUGAUUCAGGAAUAAGAUACCGUUAUGAAAUUGAUAGUACAAUUCCAACAAGUGAUGAAAUAUAUGGAGAAACUGAACAAGGGAUUCCAGAUGAUAGAGCCCAAAGAGACUUCAGUGAGAAAAAACCAUCCCAAAAUCCUAAUUCUGAGCCCAAUGAGGAUUCUCUCUCUACUUUCUGGACUGAAUGCCCAUCGUGUUGUAAUGUUUAUGAGUAUCCGAGCAAUUUUGAAAACGAUAAACUUAGGUGCCAAGAUUGUCGAGAGGUGUUUUUCGCCAAAGCUGUUUCAGGGGUGGCUGUGCAUGAUGCAGAGAGAAAAGGUCAUUAUAAAUGUCUCGAUGGUAACAGUUCAACUACUGGGAAUGGAUAUGGGAAAAACCAACGAAAGAACCAUGAAGAUCGGUCUCAAAGAGAAUCCAGACCAGAAAAAGCAGUUGUAAGUGAUGAAUUGAAUGAUUCAAGUACACAUGGGAAUAGGUUUUGUUCCAAGAGUACCAAUUCUCAAUGCAUUGAGAAUUCUUCCUGGGCUUUUUGGACCAAAUGUCCAUUCUGUUGUAACUUGUAUCAGCAUCUGAGAGAGCAUGAGAACCACAGACUUAAGUGCCAGAACUGUAGAGGGGAUUAUUGGGCCACUGCCCUUUCAUCGAUGCCACGUGUUCUUCCAGGAUUAGAAGCAUAUUACUGCUCUUCUCCUCCAACUCCUAUCAAUAUUGGUGAUCCUGACCCUGUUGAUGGGUCUGGAUCUAAGGUGGAAUCUUUUGAUAAUUUGGAGAAUGACCAGAAGAUGGGUUCUGUUCAAAAGCCUAACGUUUCAGCUCCUGAAACCCCUGCAGCAACAUCUGGUGAUACUAGUGUAUCGCCAAAAGAUAAGCAACAGAUACUAGAUUCACUUGUUGAAGAGCCAAUUACAAUAUCUGACGAAGAUAAUAGCGAUCUAAUCAUAGAUAUUGAUGAGAUUUUUGCAAAUCUUUCGGAACACAGGAAGUUUGAUGAAAGUAAUGAUGCGGUUAAUGAUGAUGGAUUAGCAGAGAAGAUUAACACACAUCGCCAUGAAAGCUCAGAAGUCAGGGCCUGAGAAAUGAGAAGAAUCCUUUGAAGGAUGAGUUCUAAAAGGAAGUCUAAUGUACUAAAAGAAUAGGAUAGAUAAUUGUAGAGUCUUGAAAGUGUAUGUGUUUCUAAAGAAUUUAGGGGAGUAUAGUGAACUAGGGGAAUGAUGAUGACAGAAUUGCCUCGGUAAUUCAAGUUUUGUAUAGAAAAAAAGAACCCUUUAAUGCAGUUUGAAUUCACAUUGGUGUGGCAAGAAGCAACUU
Molecule: messenger RNA, 2402 nt
Organism: Amborella trichopoda
Lineage: Eukaryota; Viridiplantae; Streptophyta; Magnoliopsida; Amborellales; Amborellaceae
Source: RefSeq, a predicted model, not a curated record